UAUCGGAAAGUUCACUAACUUUUCGGGUUAAAAGCCAGUCCAAAUAUGGCCACUAAUGGAAGAAGAAAUGCAAGAGAUAAUUCCCGAGCUGGUUUUGAGAAGCGAGAGAAAAGACGUCAAAUACGAGCUUUACAAGAAGCUAUUGACAGGCACUCGACUGAGGAUGUACAGGAAAUAGUUCAGGAUGAGUUUGAUGUUGACUUCCAAUACCGCAGUCAGACAGCCUUACAGCUUGCAGUCAAGGAGGGAUGUUAUGAUAUUUGUAAGAUAUUGAUACAGAAAGGAGCUAAUGUAAAUAUGGCUGAUGCUGAACAGAACAAUCUAUUAAAUAUGGCCGCAUGGAGAGGACAUUUAGAAAUAGCAGAACUACUGAUUGAAAAUGGUGCUGAUAUAGAUGAUCAAAACAUUAACGGAUAUACUGCAAUACACACUUGUGCUUCACAAGGUCAAACAGAUGUUCUACAGCUUUUGAUAUCAUCAAAUGCAGAUUUAGAUUUAAAUAACAGAAAUAGCCAGACAGCUUUACAUGUGGCCGUGAGAGAGAGAAAUUCAGAAAUAGUUCAGUUACUUCUACUAGGAGGAUGUAAAAUGGACAAGAUAGAUGAUAAGAGAAAGACGCCACUCAUGUACGCAGCCGAGUUUGGCUUUAAUGAUGUUGUGCAAAUUCUUAUCAAUGGAGGUGCUAGUAUUAAUGUUCAGGACAAGAUAGGAAGUACAGCAUUGUUCCUAGCAGUACAGAAUGGACACCUUAAUGUUGUACAAACAUUGGCCAAAGCAGGAGCCAAUGUUAACCUUCCAGUCACUAAAGGUGCAACACCACUCUUAGAGAGUAUAAGCCAGGAUCAUACAGAUAUUGCUGUUUAUCUGAUAGAUGUUAAAUGUGAUGUCAACCAAACUGACAGACUUCAUCAAGCUCCCAUACACUCUGCUGUUGCCAAAG
Molecule: messenger RNA, 940 nt
Organism: Ruditapes philippinarum (Manila clam)
Lineage: Eukaryota; Metazoa; Mollusca; Bivalvia; Venerida; Veneridae
Product: putative ankyrin repeat protein RF_0381
Molecular function (GO): protein binding
Source: RefSeq, a predicted model, not a curated record